Arabidopsis thaliana (thale cress) is the source of this 1062-nucleotide messenger RNA. RefSeq names its product GDSL-like Lipase/Acylhydrolase family protein. Gene Ontology annotation, molecular function: acyltransferase activity; hydrolase activity, acting on ester bonds; lipase activity. NCBI's taxonomy places the organism in Eukaryota, Viridiplantae, Streptophyta, Magnoliopsida, Brassicales, Brassicaceae. The record is from RefSeq and is marked reviewed. The transcript is spliced from 5 exons. Gene Ontology annotation, cellular component: extracellular region. The coding region runs from base 1 to 1062 and encodes 353 amino acids. Gene Ontology annotation, biological process: lipid metabolic process.
AUGAAGAUGUUUAUUACAAUGUCGAUGUGCUUAUCGGUUAUCGCCUGUUUCUACGCCGGCGUUGGGACCGGUGAGACACUUGUACCGGCUCUAAUCAUAAUGGGAGAUUCAGUUGUUGAUGCCGGUAACAACAACCACCGUAUUACCCUCGUCAAAGCCAAUUUUCCUCCCUACGGACGUGACUUCGUCGCCCACAGUGCAACUGGCCGUUUCUCUAACGGAAAACUUGCCACAGACUUUACCGCUGAGAAUUUAGGGUUUACAUCUUACCCGGUGGCUUACCUUAGCCAAGAAGCAAAUGAGACAAAUUUGUUAACCGGAGCCAAUUUCGCAUCUGGAGCUUCCGGUUUUGACGACGCAACUGCCAUAUUUUACAAUGCAAUAACAUUGAGCCAGCAGCUGAAAAACUACAAAGAGUACCAAAACAAGGUGACGAACAUUGUGGGAAAAGAAAGAGCAAAUGAGAUAUUCUCAGGUGCAAUUCAUCUUCUAAGCACAGGAUCAAGCGAUUUUCUUCAAAGUUAUUACAUCAAUCCGAUCCUUAACCGGAUUUUCACGCCUGAUCAAUACUCAGAUCAUCUCUUGAGAUCCUAUUCCACCUUUGUCCAAAAUUUGUAUGGUUUAGGGGCUAGGAGGAUUGGAGUGACGACGUUACCGCCAUUAGGUUGUUUACCAGCAGCGAUAACCCUGUUUGGUGGGGUCGGGAACAAUAUGUGCGUGGAAAGACUAAACCAGGAUGCAGUUUCCUUCAAUACGAAACUCAACAACACGUCUAUUAACUUAACCAACAAUCUUCCCGGUCUGAAGUUGGUCGUCUUUGACAUCUAUAAUCCUCUAUUGAACAUGGUCAUAAACCCUGUCGAGUAUGGGUUUUUCGAAUCAAGAAGGGCUUGUUGUGGAACGGGUACAAUGGAAACUUCGUUCCUAUGUAAUGCAUUGUCGGUGGGUACAUGCUCGAAUGCUACGAAUUACGUGUUUUGGGAUGGUUUUCAUCCAUCCGAGGCAGCCAAUCGUGUUAUCGCAAAUAAUCUUCUUGUCCAAGGAAUACCCCUCAUCUCUUAA